This is a messenger RNA of Hibiscus syriacus, 1361 nucleotides long. Its product is annotated as tRNA-dihydrouridine(20) synthase [NAD(P)+]-like. Gene Ontology annotation, biological process: tRNA dihydrouridine synthesis. The transcript has 9 exons. Gene Ontology annotation, cellular component: cytoplasm. The record is from RefSeq and is a predicted model, not a curated record. NCBI's taxonomy places the organism in Eukaryota, Viridiplantae, Streptophyta, Magnoliopsida, Malvales, Malvaceae. Gene Ontology annotation, molecular function: tRNA dihydrouridine synthase activity; flavin adenine dinucleotide binding. Bases 107 to 1087 code for a protein of 326 amino acids.
UCCAAGUAUUUGAUAAUAUGUGCAGUUGCAGGCGCCGUUUUUCGCCAUUUAAAGUCGUUUCAUAGAAUUUUCCGUUUGUUUUGCGGUUAUCCCGGAAGCAGCAAUAAUGGAGUACAGGAACAAGCUCGUUCUCGCUCCCAUGGUUCGAGUCGGAACCCUGCCAUUUAGAUUACUAGCGUCUGACUACGGUGCAGAUAUUACAUACGCCGAGGAAAUUAUUGAUCACAAGAUUAUCAAAUGCGAGCGUAUUGUUAACGAAUAUAUCGGAUCAACUGAUUUUGUUGAGAAGGGAACCAAUAAUGUUGUCUUUAGAACCUGCAAUCAAGAAAGGGAUCAGGUUGUAUUUCAAAUGGGCACUUCUGAUGCUGUGAGGGCUCUGAAGGCUGCUGAAAUAGUGUGUAAAGAUGUUGCUGCGGUAGAUAUCAAUAUGGGUUGUCCCAGGUCAUUUUCUGUGAGUGGUGGCAUGGGUGCUGCUUUGUUGACGAAGCCAGAUCUCAUACAUGAUAUUUUAACAACUUUAAGGAGGAAUAUUGACACUCCAGUAACAUGCAAGAUUCGACUUUUAAAUUCAUCCCAUGAUACAGUAGAACUUGCAAGGAGAAUUGAGAAGACUGGUGUUUCUGCUCUUGCUGUCCAUGGAAGAAAAGUAGCAGAUAGGCCAAGGGAUCCAGCUCAGUGGAAUGAGAUUGCUGAUAUUGUAUCAUCAUUGUCUAUUCCAGUUAUUGCAAAUGGUGAUGUUUUUGAAUAUGAUCAUAUCGAGCGCAUAAAAGUUGCAACAGGUGCUUCAUCUGUUAUGGUUGCAAGAGGUGCUCUCUGGAAUGUUUCAAUUUUCUCUCCCAAAGUAAAAGUACAUUGGGAAGAUGUGAAAAAGGAGUAUGUUAGGAAGAGCAUAUCAUGGGAUAAUGAUGUUAAAAGUACGAAACACACGUUAAAGGAGUUGAUAAUGCAUUACUCUUGCCUUGAAUUCCCAGAAGGAAAAGCUGUGAUCAAGUCACAAAAUUUGGCAGAUCUAGCGAAAGUUUACGGGGAAGAAGAAUAUUACGAGUUGGUUAGUGCGAACAGAUUCACUCUCAAUGGACAUAGAUGACUGCACCAAAAACCCCCAGUAGGCUGAAGCUGAACAGUGGGUAGAUGUAUGGGACGAACUCGUAAAAUGGAGGUAUCCCCCACAAACCAACCUAGGAAUCUAAGGGUUCCUAUUGUUGUAUCUUAGUGAAAUAUACAUGUAACUCAAUAGCACUUAUUUCUGUAAUGUUUUGAUGUUUUAAAUUAAAAUUAUGUCAAGAGUAGUGAAGCUGGCAUCCGGUGUUCUUAUGCUUAGCCUGAUUGAAUUUUUGUACACUUUAAGCAUUCACUUGCAG